This is a messenger RNA of Sitophilus oryzae (rice weevil), 733 nucleotides long. Its product is annotated as chromatin complexes subunit BAP18. The record is from RefSeq and is a predicted model, not a curated record. Gene Ontology annotation, cellular component: NURF complex; MLL1 complex. The transcript is spliced from 4 exons. The coding region runs from base 69 to 557 and encodes 162 amino acids. Lineage: Eukaryota; Metazoa; Arthropoda; Insecta; Coleoptera; Curculionidae.
UUGUGUUGUAAUCACAGGUUGUAAUCAAAAAGAAAAUCUGAUGUUGUGAUUUCAGGUUAGGAUAGCUUAUGAAAAUUGUAAACAAUAUUUUCUAUGAUUACAGAAUAGAUUUUAUAUUUUUAAAUAUGAGUUCCGCAAGCAAAGUUGGGGAAAUAUUUACGGCUGCAGGACAGGCUUUUAACAGACUCGGCGACUUAACUAUGCAACUUCAUCCAAAUUCGGAGUCACCUACUGGAAAAUGGACAGAUGAAGAAAUUGAAAUGCUCCGACAAGUUGUAAAACAAUUUUCAGAUGGCCUUAAUCAAAUCAGUGAGCACAUAAAACGGCGUACGGUAUCACAAAUUAGGACUGCUCUGAAGAAGAAGGCCUUUGAAGAUGCUGGUUUACCAGUUAGACAACUUAGUACACAGCAGCACAGCAAUUUACAACAGUCUAUGAUAAAACAAGAAGUCACAUUAAAUAUGUUAAAUGCAGCAGAAUCAGAAGUAGAUGUGGAAGGUCUUCAUGAAGAAGUUAAAUUGGAGUUUGAUGGUAGCAACGAAGAGGUGUCCACAUAAGAAAUCUGUUUUAUUUAAGAAUGUAUUUUAUAUUUAUCAUUAAGUAUAUUUUUUUCAAUAACAUACUGUAUUAAAUAAACGCCUGUUGUGUUUAAAAAUCAUCUAUAUUGACAACCAUAAGUAAUACUUUGAUUAUUAAAAAAAAUAAAGUUUAUGUGCUCAAAUAUCUAUUUUUU